This is a messenger RNA of Ziziphus jujuba (common jujube), 2230 nucleotides long. RefSeq lists its product as uncharacterized. The transcript has a single exon. NCBI's taxonomy places the organism in Eukaryota, Viridiplantae, Streptophyta, Magnoliopsida, Rosales, Rhamnaceae. The record is from RefSeq and is a predicted model, not a curated record. The coding region runs from base 524 to 1897 and encodes 457 amino acids.
GACAAAUUGUUGAAUCACCCUAACUUAAAACAAAAUAUUUAAUUUUAUAAAACCCAUUUUGGUCAUCCAUCCAAGGACUAAAAUAUAAAGCAAUGGCUAAUAACCUCGGGACAUAAUGUCUGAACACAAGUUAUUGUCAAACACAAAAAUUAAAGAUCGAGUCCACUAAACAAGAACUGGUGGAUUUAAAUUUAAUUAUAUAAUUGCCCAAAAAAUAUCACAUACAGAGAGGACGAGAAUGCCGGUGGAGUAAUAGUCAAAGAGAUGGAGAAACUGAAGGCUGCCUACUAGCACCAUGUGACAGACCUCAUCGUCACUAUACGUUCGCAUUAAAGUCUUCCUCUACCCAGUUCCUCCUUCAUAUCAUAUAUAUAAAGCUUUGCCUUUUUUUUUUUUUUAAAACUCCUGCUCUCACUCUCUCUGUCUCUCGCUUUUCUUGGAUCCAAUUCCCAACUCUAUUAGAUCCCUGCAGCUCUGGUCCAAUAGAUCCUGGAGAUCAUAAUAUUCCUAGAUUUCAGAAACAAUGGCUUCCCUACUUUUGUCUUUCUCUCUCAGAAAGGUACUCUUGCUUUAUCUAGUUCUGUUUCUGUUUAGUUCUGUUCUUCUCUGUUCUUCUUCUGAGCCUCAACUUCAGAGCUCACAAUUUCUUAGGAGAAGAAAAUUGUUGGGAGUUGAAAAAGAAGAUAAGCCUCUGAAAAAGAAGAUUUCCAGUACUACUAGUACUACUACUUCUUCCCUAUCCGCCAAAAACCAAACCAAACCCGUCAAGCCCAGCCUUUCUUCUAAAAACCAGACAAAACUUGUGAAACCCAGUAUUUCUGAUGCCAAGAACCAGACCAAGAUUGUGAAAUUCACCAACAAUUCGACCAAGAGUUUGUCAGUUACUAAGAUUGAGAUCAAGAAGCUCAAUUCCACUUCAAAGACCAAGAAGCUGAAUUCCACUUCCAAAGCCUCAGACUCCACCAAAUCCAAUACGUCUUCUUCCAAUAACAAAACCUCAGAUCUAAUCAAGCUUAGCUCAGCCAAGAACAAAACAACCAAACCCACCACCACCACCACCAAUACCAAACAAACCCAAAUCAAGGUGGAAUCCCAGAAGCCAAACAAGAAUCAGAAAACGGAUCAAAAGCCACCCACCAAUCAAAAACCCAUCAAGAAAAAACCCCAACCCAGCUGGAUUGAACAAGACGAAGAAGACGACCUCGUCUCGGAAUUCACGGGUUUGCCCUCCAAGUUCCAGCAAACCCUGAUUCCAGACCUCGAGAAGAUCUCGAUGACCUCCAAAGCUUAUCUGAACAAAUACAACAAAGAGAUCACCAAGGGAUUCAAACCCAUCGUCGGGAACAAAUACGCAUCCACAAUCGCUUCCUUUGUCUCUUUCGCAUUCAUACUCAUUCCUCUUCUCCUCGUUUCGUUGAUUUUCAAUCGCAUCAAAGCCUAUUUCUCAAUCCAAAAGCUCUUGAUCUUCAUCCAAGUCUACCUCGCCAUCUACUUCACGAUUCUUUGUCUCUCCUCACUCGUAACUGGCCUCGAACCCCUCAAGUUUUUCUAUGCGACUUCCAAAUCCAAUUACAUUUGCCUGCAGGUUCUGCAAACCCUCGGCUACGUACUGUAUCUUCUUCUCCUUCUCAUGUAUCUGAUCUUGGUCUUUUCCACUGAUUGUGGGCUCGGAUCGAAAUUACUCGGCCUGGCCCAAACUUUCGUGGGUUUCGCGAUCGGGUUGCAUUAUUACGUGGCGGUGUUUCACAGGGUCGUGCUGCACCAACCGCCCAAGACCAAUUGGAAAGUCCACGGGAUUUACGCCACGUGUUACUUUUUGAUUUGUCUGUGUGCUACUGCUGAGAGGAGGAAGAAGGCUUAUUUGGAAGAAGGUGGUGAAGAAGGAAAGAAGAACUAAAAAUUUCUUUGGAUUUUUUUUUUUUUAAUAAAUAAAAUCAGGUGCUUCCAAAUACCAUCGAGCUCUUCUUGGUCUCAACCAAUCAGAUUAUUAUUCAUAUACAUUAAUAUUGUUUGCCAAACUUGGUUCUGAUUGCCUGAGACCAUUUCUUCUUUGUGGGUUUUUAGUUAUUAGGAAACAAAAAUUUGUUUCAAUCAAAAUAUGUAGGGAGGAGCAAAUGUAAUGUGAUACCAUUGGUUUAAGCAAAAUGUAAUAUUUUCAUUUGGUAUAUUUGUUGGGAUAAAAAAAAAAAAAUUAUAUAAAUUGUUCAUCGCAAAGUUUAUCUGUCUUUUU